AUGAGGGUAAAAGUUCCAAGAAACUUCAAAAGCCAUGAUAUGAACCUCUAUGACAGAACUACAGACCCGAAGCAUCAUUUAAGCAAUUUCAAAAGUCGGAUGUAUCUGGCUGAUGCUUCUGAUGCGACUCGCUGCAAAGCUUUCCCGACCACCCUGUCAAAAACAGCGAUGAAGUGGAGGUCGGAGAACCUCUACGGGACUACAUGGAAAGGUUCAACGAAGCGUGCUUGGAAAUUCAAGACCUGCCACAGAGGCAGUUAUCAUGGGCUAGUAAAUGGACUUAGAGAUGGCCCCUUCUCUCAGUCCAUAUCAAAAAGGCACCCCACCUCUUUGAGUGAUGUACAAGAGAGAGCAGAAAAGUACUUCAACAUGGAGGAAAAUGCCAGAUUACGGGAGCCAAGCUGGCGACAAAGGCCCCCUCACUCAGCAAAAGAGAAAGAAAGGGAGCCCAAGAAAAAAGAGGAGGUCGGUCCCGAUAGGCCGAGGAGAUAUCACUCCUAUACUCCUCUAAAAGUUUCCCUAGUAGACGUAUACAGAGAAAUCUGUAAUACUGAAAGAUUGUCGCCCUCUAGACCCAUCAAAAACAAAAAGGGAGGAAGCCGCGGUGACUACUGUGAGUACCAUAAGAUGUAUGGCCACUCAACAAAUGAUUGCUACGACCUUAAAAAUGUGAUAGAAAGGUUGGCCAGGGAAGGCCGACUUGAUAGAUAUCUCAUGGAAAGGUCGGACAAUCAUGGAAAAAGAAAGCGGGAUGAUGAGGACAAAAGAGACCCACCACCACAAACCCCCGAGAGACACAAACAUAUGAUCUCUGGAGGAUUCGCGGGAGGGGGACUCACUAAGUCAUCUCGCAAAAGACACCUAAAGCGAGUUUAUCAAGUCGGAAACGAGUCUACUGAUCUCCCAACCAUCUCGUUCACCAAAGAGGACGGGCAGGGGAUCAUGCUCGGGCAUGACGACCCGGUGGUGAUAACCAUGAUCUUGGCAAAUGCCAACCUCCACAGAACCUUGGUGGACCAAGGGAGUUCGGCGGACAUCCUCUUUAAGCCCGCAUUCGACAAAUUAGGGUUGGAUGAAAGGGAGCUAAAAGCUUACCCGGACACCCUGUAUAGCUGGGGAGAAGAACUGAAGAGGUUCAAAUCGGAAAAGAGGAAGGAAAAAAAUACCAACAUAGGGGCCAGCCUAGACGGAGACUUGAAACAGAGGCUGAUAAAGCUCCUGCAAGAUAAUUCUGAUCUCUUCGCUUGGAAAGCUUCCGACAUGCCAGGGAUAGACCCUCAGCUCAUGUCCCACAAGCUUUCAGUAUACCCCAGAUCACGACCCGUACAGCAGCGCAGGCGCAAGCUCAGAACAGAACGAGCUCAGGUGGUGGAAGAGCAAGUUCAAGCCCUCUUGGAGGCCGACUUCAUCCAAGAAGUCAAGUAUCCGGCAUGGCUAGCAAAUGUAGUGCUACUCAAAAAGUAA
Molecule: messenger RNA, 1464 nt
Organism: Arachis duranensis
Lineage: Eukaryota; Viridiplantae; Streptophyta; Magnoliopsida; Fabales; Fabaceae
Exons: 3
Coding region: 1-1464 (487 amino acids)
Source: RefSeq, a predicted model, not a curated record